CUGUAGUCCUAUAGUUGAUCGGGCAGCAUGGCGGACAGCAAUGAGCAUUCGGAUUUGAUCGCUCAAUUUUGCGGUGUCACCGGCGCUGACAGCUCCCGGGCCAAGCUAUGUCUCGAGUCCGCGUCGUGGAAUCUCCAGCUGGCGCUCGCCUCGUUCUACGAGGAUCCCGAAGAGAGCAUGGACCAGCAGAGCUCCCCAGAGUUGCCACCCGAGCAGAACAAAAGUCCGAAGCACGUCUCCAUAGCGGCCAACAAGCCAACAGCCAGGUCAUCCGCCAGGAUUCGGGGAUUUUCGGAUCUCACCAACGAUGACAGCGCCAAUGAGGAAGAAGGGCAGGCGUUUUACGCUGGCGGCUCGGAGCGCAGUGGCCAACAGGUCCUCGGACCAGGCAAGAAACCUGACAGCAAGGAGAACUUCGUGGUCGAGAUGUUCAAGGCAGCAAAGAGGCAUGGUGCCCAGGUGCUGGAGCCGGGAAUGGAUGAUGGAGCCCGCCAGGACCGGGGCGGCGGUGCCAGCUGGUUCCAGGGAAUGGGUCACCGGCUGGGCGACACCGCGUCGGGCAGCGAGGCUGUGUCCCCGACAUCCAUGCCGCGCCGGUCAUCCAUCUCACGGGUGCUCAAGAUGUGGCAGGACGGCUUCAGCAUCGACGACGGGCCGCUGCACGCCUACGACGACCCGGGCAGCCAGGCAUUUCUCCAGGCCAUCCGCCAGGGGGAGAUCCCGAGGGAGUUGCUGCAGGAUGCAGAUGGCGCCGAGGUGAACUUGAACAUGGAGGACCACCGGCACGAGCAGUUCGUGGCGCCUCCGCGUGCCAGGGUGAUGGCCUUUGAGGGCACAGGACACCGGCUUGGCUCUGUGACCCCAACGUUGACCCGACCAGUGGUUCCAGAGCUACCGCUGGAACGUACGGAAGCAGAUGCCAAGGCAGCAAUCAGCCUGGACGAAUCCCAGCCCAUGACCAACAUCCAGAUUCGUCUCUCGGAUGGCACGAGGCUGGUGGCCCACAUGAACCACACCCACACGGUAGGGGACAUCCGCAAGUACAUCGUGGUUGCACGGCCUGAGUAUGCAGCAUCGACCUUCAUCCUGUUGACAACGUUCCCGCACCAGGAACUAAUGGAUGAAAAGGCGACGCUGAAGGAUGCGAACCUGCUAAACGCCGUCAUUGUGCAGCGCCUCAAGUGACCACCGACUCUGGUGCUUCAGGUGGAAGCAGGUGUACAGCCCCAUCUGCUCACUGAUGGGGGCCACAAGGAAACAACCAAAAAGACAACAGAGAUACAAACUGUGGCCCACGCAGCCACUGCCUUUAGGUUGCUUUAAUAAAGGUGUCGCGUUUCCACACGUUUCUAAACCCGGUUGCUACUUGCAAGCACAUGUUGACUUCUUUCUGUAAUGUACAAUAAAAAUAAGGAUUUCA
Messenger RNA from Dermacentor andersoni, 1420 nucleotides. Its product is annotated as NSFL1 cofactor p47-like. Gene Ontology annotation, molecular function: ubiquitin binding. NCBI's taxonomy places the organism in Eukaryota, Metazoa, Arthropoda, Arachnida, Ixodida, Ixodidae. Gene Ontology annotation, biological process: nuclear membrane reassembly; membrane fusion; Golgi organization. Gene Ontology annotation, cellular component: nucleus; cytosol. The record is from RefSeq and is a predicted model, not a curated record.